Venturia canescens is the source of this 1390-nucleotide messenger RNA. RefSeq lists its product as uncharacterized. Bases 337 to 1242 code for a protein of 301 amino acids. The transcript has 4 exons. NCBI's taxonomy places the organism in Eukaryota, Metazoa, Arthropoda, Insecta, Hymenoptera, Ichneumonidae. The record is from RefSeq and is a predicted model, not a curated record.
ACGAGAAGAGGAACACCCUUCCAACCUUUUUCUCAUUUUGUGCUCGCUCUCCCUUCUUUUUUCUUAUUCUACCGAUUGCUGGCGGUAUAAAAGCGAUUGCGACAUUGCCGAACGUCAUCUAGCCGUGUGGACUUCGCUACGGACUGAACCAAGUAGACUUCAUCGGGGUAGUGCUUGGCUCGUUCCCGAGACAGUUUUAAACGGACGUUAUUUUACUUCUCCUUCGAUAUUUUUGAAAAAUCACAAAUUUACAUACUCCAAAGUGUGUUCGGCACCGUUUCGGAUUGUUUUGUUUGUGUUCGGGCUGAAUUUGUUUCGUUGAAAGUAUCAUUCGCAAUGACGAACUCGCUGUGGGCUUUCCUGGUCGUGGCUACGGCCACCGUCGUCAUCGUCGCGGAAGGACGGGCCGUGAAUCCGAAACCUGUCGCCGUCACCGUCGACUCUUACGGCAACCCGGUCGUUUACUUGCGUGACAAGAGAGCCCCGGCUGGUUACCCCCAACGUACCAUGAUGUUCACCGGCUACUACCGGCCCGUGCGUCGCUCCAACGAUGCGCAAGCGACCGGAGUAUUCGCUCAGGGGAACGCCGUAAGCGGAGGUUCUUACGUCGCCGAAAAACCCGAUUAUCUUGAGCGCGGUCCGGAGCCCAUCGAUGACUCCGGGCUCUCGAGUUCUGAGGCUGAAGCUGCACCGAAUCCUGUGGAGCAGGAUGCCCAGGAUGAGCAACAGGUUAAAUACACACCUGGUAAAGGGCAGUACGACGACGAGGCACCGAAUCAGGAGCACGAUAAACAGUCUGCAGACCCAGCGGAUCCUCCGGUAGUCGAAGACGCAGCACCGGAGCCGACGAAAGCUACCAAACGCCCGACGAAAACGGUCCGACCGCAAAAAACGAAGAAACGUCCAACGGUAUCCGAAUCCGACGAGGAGUACGAGGACGAGAGCGACGACGACUUCGACGACGACGACGAACCGGGCGCACCUUUCAUCCCUUUCAAGAGCAACCGGCGCCGUAACAACAUGCCGAAUUUGAACAAUUUCUUCCCCAUGGUGUUCAGCUUCCCCCGGGGAAUAGCAAGGGGUGGCUCAGCCGAUUACGACUCCACACCAGGAAUGAUCACCGCCAUAGCGAACAGUUAUUCCACCGGGAAAAAAGGGGGCGUAGCAAGCUCGAUGGCCACGGCGUACGGCGGAGCUCCUCAAGGAAAGAAGCACAGGCGAGCUCAACCCGUCCAGGAAUGAUCAUUCCCAUUCGAUUAUCGAGAUCAGAGUCGUCACGUUUUGUACCUAAAGGAAAAAAUUUAUAAUAUUAUAAUUAACAAUUUAAAUGCUAUAAAGGAGAAUUUGUAAUUACAAACCAGUGGAAUAAAGGCGUUUACUGAUGGAUUAA